AAAAGCUGGCCAAAGGUCUCCGCUCCUCACUCCCACUCCGAGGGUCCUCUCUCUGAGCUCAGGUGAUCGGCGAUGGAGGGUCCCGUGGUGGUGAUCAACAACCCGGCGGACAUCUCCGUCAUCGUGGGAUACUUCGCGGCGGUCAUCGGCGUGGGCGUUUGGGCCAUGCUUCGCAGCAACCGCGGGACUGUGGGAGGAUAUUUCCUGGCGGGGCGCACCAUGACCUGGUGGCCGGUCGGAGCGUCUCUUUUUGCCAGCAACAUUGGCAGCGGUCACUUCGUUGGCCUGGCGGGCACCGGGGCAGCCAGUGGCAUCGCCGUGGGGGGGUUCGAGUGGAACGCUCUGUUCAUCGUGCUGCUGCUGGGCUGGUUGUUCGUACCUGUCUACCUCACCGCGGGGGUCAUCACCAUGCCCCAGUACCUGAAGAAGAGGUUCGGGGGGACCAGGAUCAGCCUCUACCUCACCGUCAUCUCGCUGUUCCUCUACAUCUUCACCAAGAUCUCAGUGGACAUGUUUUCUGGGGCCGUGUUCAUCCAGCAGGCUUUAGGGUGGAACAUCUACGUGGCCGUCAUCACCCUUCUCUUGAUAACGGCCUUGUACACCAUCACAGGUGGCCUGGCUGCUCUGAUGUACACUGACACCGUUCAGACCUUCGUCAUCAUUGCCGGGGCCUUCGUCCUCACCGGUUUCUCUUUCGCUGAAGUAGGAGGCUACAGCGCUCUGCUGGCCAAAUACCACGCCGCCACGCCCAGUAACGUCUCCUCCAUGGAGCCCCAGCGCUACAACAUCUCCCCCAGCUGCUACACGCCGAGAGGGGACGCCUUCAGCCUGCUGAGGGACGCCACCACCGGGGACCUGCCCUGGCCCGGCGUGCUUUUUGGGAUCGCCAUAGUGGGAGGCUGGUACUGGUGCACGGACCAGGUCAUCGUGCAGCGGUGCCUCGCGGCUCGCGACCUGACGCACGUGAAGGCCGGCUGCAUCAUGUGUGGCUACCUCAAGCUGCUGCCCAUGUUCCUCAUGGUGUUCCCCGGCAUGAUCAGCAGGGUCCUCUACCCAGAUGAGGUCGGCUGCGUUGUGCCCGAGGUGUGUAAGAGGGUGUGUGGGACUGCGGUCGGCUGCUCCAACAUCGCGUAUCCCAAACUGGUGGUGUCCAUCAUGCCGAAUGGUCUGCGAGGUCUGAUGCUGGCCGUGAUGCUGGCCGCCCUCAUGUCGUCCUUGGCCUCCAUCUUUAACAGCAGCAGCACGCUGUUCACACUGGACAUCUGGACCCGCCUCAGGCCACAGGCCGCCGAGCGCGAGCUCCUCAUCGUGGGCAGGGUCUGGGUUCUGAUCAUCGUGUGCGUCAGCAUCUGCUGGAUCCCGGUGGUGCAGGCGGCUCAGAGCGGUCAGCUGUUCGAUUACAUCCAAUCGGUGUCGAGCUAUCUGGCGCCGCCCAUCGCCUCGGUCUUCUUCCUGGCUGUGUUUGUCAAGCGGGUCAAUGAACAGGGUGCGUUCUGGGGCCUGAUUGGCGGCCUGUUGAUGGGCCUGUGCCGCAUGCUGCCCGAGUUCUGGUUCGGUUCUGGCAGCUGCGUCUUCCCCUCCACCUGCCCGUACCUGGUGUGCGGGGUCCACUACCUCCACUUCGCCAUCGUACUCUUCUUCUGCACCUCCGUGCUGGUGCUGGUGGUCAGCUGCUGCACCCGGCCCAUAGAGGACAAACACCUCCACCGUCUGGUGUUCAGCCUCCGUCACUCCAAGGAGGAGAGGAUGGAUUUGGACUGGGAGCAGGAGGAGAACGGGAGGAGAGCCCGCAGGGAGGCUGAGGAGAGGUGGAUGGCGAGCAAGGACUCGGCGGCUGAGGAGUCCUGUGUCGGUCGGUUUUGCGGCGGCGGCUCCCAGGCACACGAAGAGGCGGCGCCCGAGGCACCGGAGAAGCUGCCCGACAUCAGCGAGGAGCCGGCGUGGAGGCACGUGGUGGACGUCAACGCUCUGAUCAUGAUGGCCGCGGCGGUGUUCAUGUGGGGUUAUUACGCUUAAUCCCUGCGGAUCAGAGACGUCACGAUGAAGUGUUGCAGCGUGGGCGUGUGUGUGUAAUGCAGCCUGAAGACGUUUGAUCCGGUUGCCAUGACGUUACUGUAUACGGUUACACGUUGAUUCAAUGACCCACUGCCUGCACUGAAAAAAAAGCGAGAAGACGCAAUAAAAGUAUCAUUUGGAAGUCGGGUAAACUCAAUAAAGUCUCAAGUUGCCCCAAGAAGUUUUCAAAGCCUUUGGUCUUUGGCUCAAGAAAUCAAUGAGUCGCUUUGUUAUUCCAUCAGGACGUAAUCUAGUCUUUAAGGUAUUUGAUGAUUACAUCUUAUAUGAAGUCCUACUUUCUCUCAUCUUUGACACGUGAUUAAAGUGAUUAAAUCAAUCACUGUCAGAUGAUCAAAGCCUUCAUUAUCUUAUCACACACCACACAGACCAGGUAGCGAUUCAGAUUUCCAGUUUUAAUCAUCACUUUUUUUUAUUUAAGCAGAUAUUUCCCAUUAGCAUUGUACAUGUCUGGAACCUACAGAGUUCUCCCAUGAAUACCCAACUACCUUCCCACCUCCAUGCAGAGUUUCAGCAUCAUUCAUCACAUCAGCUCUUUAAUGUCCAGUCUGUCGGCUUGCGGGGGAGGGAGGGGGGGGGGAGGUUAUUCCUAGAGCCGUCAGCAGGCACUGUUCAUGUUCAUUCCACAGAGUUAUGGGUGCAUCCAGGAGAGUUGGAUGGAAUCUAAUCGAGCAUUCUGAAAUCCAGUCACCUACAAG
Messenger RNA from Pungitius pungitius (ninespine stickleback), 2771 nucleotides. RefSeq names its product solute carrier family 5 member 2 (gene slc5a2). The record is from RefSeq and is a predicted model, not a curated record. The transcript has 15 exons. Gene Ontology annotation, molecular function: D-glucose:sodium symporter activity. Gene Ontology annotation, biological process: transmembrane transport; sodium ion transport. Bases 73 to 2016 code for a protein of 647 amino acids. Gene Ontology annotation, cellular component: plasma membrane. NCBI's taxonomy places the organism in Eukaryota, Metazoa, Chordata, Actinopteri, Perciformes, Gasterosteidae.